Messenger RNA from Alternaria atra, 5247 nucleotides. RefSeq lists its product as uncharacterized. The transcript has 9 exons. The record is from RefSeq and is a predicted model, not a curated record. The coding region runs from base 1 to 5247 and encodes 1748 amino acids. Gene Ontology annotation, molecular function: protein tyrosine/serine/threonine phosphatase activity; ATP hydrolysis activity; ATP binding. NCBI's taxonomy places the organism in Eukaryota, Fungi, Ascomycota, Dothideomycetes, Pleosporales, Pleosporaceae. Gene Ontology annotation, biological process: dephosphorylation.
AUGGCAUCGCUACUACGGCAACUUGUAGCCGGUCCUCGCGCCAGACAUGCUGAAGCCGGUCUCGAUCUAUGCUAUGUGACAGACAACAUAAUUGCUACAUCAGGCCCCAGCGGCACUUACCCGCAGCGCGCUUACCGCAACCCGCUCGACUCGCUCGUAAAGUUUCUCGACGCUAAACAUGGCGACGACUGGGCCAUAUGGGAGUUUCGCGCAGAAGGGACAGGCUAUCCAGAUUCAGAGGUCUACAAUCGCGUCUAUCACUACCCUUUCCCCGACCAUCACCCGCCGCCUUUCGCCCUUAUACCAAACAUCAUGGCCAGCAUGCGCAACUGGCUACACGAGAAGGAGGGGAGAGUCGUCGUGGUCCACUGUAAAGCCGGAAAGGGGCGAUCAGGAACUGCUAGUUGCAGUUAUCUGAUCAGCGAAGAAGGCUGGCCGGUGCACAAGGCUCUGGACCGCUUCACUGAGCGGCGCAUGCGCCCAAACAUGGGCAAAGGCGUCAGUAUUCCCAGCCAACUGCGUUGGAUAGACUACGUCGAUCGCUGGGCGAAACACGGCAAGAUAUAUGUGGAACGACAGGUCGAAAUUCUUGAAGUGCACUGCUGGGGCCUCAGAGAUGGCGUCAAGAUACAAGUCGAGGGCUUCGUCGAGGACGGCAAGCUUAUUAAGAACUUUCAUACCUUCACACGGGACGAGAGAGAAAUUGUGCGAGGCGAAGUCAAGACUACCGGCAUGGCACAGGCGGUGCAAGAAGUCAUGUACAAGAACGGUUUCGGCCCAUCAAAAACUAGCGAAGGUUCCAAGAACGGUUCCACUUCCUCUCUGGAACAACAGAACAACGUCGAUGGUACCGCUUCCGAGCCGAGAGCAUCGCGCGAGAGCCUACCCAUGGGCACCGGCGAUGUCGUCUUCCGUCCGUCCACGCGUGUGGUCCUUCCUACCAAUGACAUCAACAUCGACGUCGAGCGCCGUAACAAAGCCGCCUUCGAUCUGACCAUGGUCACCGCUGUCGCGCACGUGUGGUUCAACACAUACUUUGAAGGCAACGGUCCUGAGCAAAAUGGCAAUGUUGACCAAUCUGGCAUCUUUGAGAUCGCAUGGGAGGCCAUGGACGGCAUCAAAGGCUCUUCACGUAAAGGUACACAAGCUUUCGAGCGGAUAGCGGUAGUCUGGCGCGCGCUUUCUAGCGACGAAGGUCGGCCUGGCGUUGUCAUCACAGAACCAAAAGAGGGUGAGCCCGUUUCACAAGCGAAACCCGCAGAUUGGAGGGGUACCAAGGGUGUGGAGCCGUCCGAAGACAAAGAUCUAGGUGUUCGUACAGCAAGCCCACCCAAUGCUGAUUCAGAUAUCAGCCGGGCCAAUAGUGUCCGAAGCGAGAACAAGAACAACACCAACAUUGUCAACGCUCCGGGACGAAGGGAUAGUGGCGAGAGCGACACCAAGGAUGUCCGAUCACAUGGCCCGAACGGAGAAGAAGUUGUGACAGAGCCAAAUGGUUCUCGAGCAAGUACAGAGGCUAGUGGGAGCGGACCGGCAGCGCCAGCCUCGCACCCCAAGCUAUCAGAUCGCCUAGAUAACUCUAGUAAUGCUGCUGGUGACUCGCGAUCCAUAGACCACCCUACUGGGUCACACAAGGGCGGGGGCCAUAUUAGUGGAGUUGCCGAGAGCCUAAAGUACCACAUUUCGGGAGCAGCUUCCACCAACGAUCUACCUGAUGGAAAGCCUGAGAGCGAGAUGAAGGAUGCGAAGGAGCAUGGGCUAGGACACAUGACUUUUGGCAAGAAGAAGACAAACGAGGCUGAGCUACGCUUCGCCAUAACAUUGGCUACCUACUCACCGGUCGCAAAAUCGCCAUCUUCUCAGCCGGUCUAUGCAUCGAAGGUCGGUUUCCAGGCAGCAGAUUUAGGCGAACGUGUUCACCAGUCGAAUAUACUCGUUCUCAACAAAUUCAGCCUUUGUUACGAGUCCUUCAAAGUCCUCUCGUCAAGCGACACAUUCAACAGUCGAGCGAUAGUACAGAGACAGUCUCGCAUCUUGGAAAGUCUGGAACCCAUGAACGGACCGGAUACUUCAAAAGCUUCCCACGACAUUCCUCCCUUGCCUGAAAAAGCAAGCAAGAAGCUCUCCGAUACCUCAUUGUCUUCACCAGUCAUUGUAGCGACACCAUCGGUAAACUCCGAGUCGGACGAUCUCUCUCUCCACGAGCGAAGGAUGGAAUCUUCACAGGAAACCAUAGAGACCCAAAUGGUUGACCAAAGCCAGACGACUGAAGAGAAGCAAACUCCUGUUCCUCCACCGGAGACUGAAGUGCCAAAAGUCGAGGUGAUCAUUGCAAAGAAGAAGACCGACAAGCAGGAGAAAAACGCAUCGAAGAAGUCGAGGCGUAAGGCUGAUGAGAGCUCUGCAUCCGACACUAGUGACUCUGAGAGCGACAGCGAGUGGGAUUACGAUGGCGAGAUUGAGAAGGCCAAGCGUAAGAAGAAACGGAAGUUGGCUGCGAAGCGAGCAGCAGAGAAGAAGAAACAGAAAGCAAAGGCGAAGAGCAAGAAGAGUAAGAGCAAGAAGCACAAUCUCGUGAGCGAGGAUGAGACUUCAUCUGAUUCUUCCGACUCAAGCUCCGACUCUGAGUCAGACGAUGACGACAAGACGAGCCGACGCAAAGCUUUACGAGCGAAAGCUAGGAAGAGGAAGAAUAAGAAGCUUGAGAGCUCUAGCGACGACAGCACCUCGGACACUUCAAGCUCCUCUAGCAGUGAUUCGAGUUCGGAAGAUGAGAAGUCGAAACGUGAGCGGGCGAAAGCGAAAGCGAAGGCAAAGCGCAAGGCCAAGAAGUCAAAGAAGGUCGAGAGCUCUGCAUCAUCGUCAGAUUCUUCAAUAUCCGAUGCCGAAACUCCUGUCCCGCCAACUCCGCCACCAGAACCUCCACUCCCGGGAGAUGAUCUAGACACCCAAGUGGUCAAAGUGAGUGGUAUCCUCAGGAGUCUCAAGGCUCAGAAGGCUUCUCUCAACGCUGCCGCUACCGCUGCAGCCGUAUCUACCACGAAGCUCGAGAAGCCCGUUAAGAAGAAUGCAUUUGAAUUCAAGCGCGUUGAUCAAGUCUUCGAUAUGAAGAUCCAUGACUGGAAACUCGUUGAAAGUAAUUCCGACCAAAAGGACGAGUUUGACUGCGUGUUUACGGUGCGCAGGAGACUCAACUGGGAAGGCAAGUAUCAAGAGACUCAACUGGAUAUCAAAUCCAAGCUACUUCGCAACGCACUUCAAGAGGUGUUCAAAGACUGCAAGAGUAUUAGUCUUGUAGAAGACAUACCGCAGAUUGAUCCUCACACGCUUUUCCACUACUACAAUGAGCUAAAGGUCUAUAUCAAGAAGACGCUGAAGCCAAAGCUGAAGAAGGCGAAGAAGUCCAAAGAGCAGAAGCGCCUAAAGCAGCAGAUUGCACAAUGCAAACUUCUCUUGAGCUACAUUGAUGAAGAUUAUACGGCAACACGGAAGGCUCUACGGCCUAUGCUCAAAGCAGGCACAAUCACAUACGAUCUUGUUUGGGCGUUGUUCAAACCGAACACGAUCGCUUUCACGCCCACAUACCAUAACAAGGACGACCCACGCUGCUUCAAGGUAGACACGGCGUACGAGUACGAGAGCUGGAUGACCGGAAUCAAGUCAUGGUACGUAGACGGCAAGUACCUGGAGUACGACGGAAAGUCUUUCGGCCUCGGAGAUCACCAGAUUACGAUACAAGCCUUCAAAGGCCACAAGAAGAUUACCAGCCUCUCGGCGUAUCCGCUAGAGUACCACAAAGAUCCCGAGGGCGUCAAGAACAAACUCAUUGAGCGAGGCAAGAAAUUUGUCGCUCUCCAAGGCAUGAAUUACCGCCUACAGAAGGGCAUCGCGUACAUGAAGCACAAGAAUAACAUUAUCCGCUUCAUCAUCAAUGGCCGCGUCAUGGUGGACCCGGCCAUUUUCCGUCGCAUCAAUCCCAACUAUCCGCUCUCGUACCUCAAGCAGGAUGAGCUAGCACAGAACGAGGAGAAUGAUGAAGACGACGACGAGGAUGAAGAUUGCUGCUGUGGAUCCGAGGAGGAGGGAGAAGAGAAGGAAGAGCAAGACAAAAUGCGCAUCGUCAUGUGGAAAGACAAGAAGGGCAAGAAGCACCCCAUCCGCGUGCCACAGAGUGUGGUUGACAAGGAGAGAGGUGACAGUCCUGAUAAGCAAAUCGAAACCGAUGAAGAUGGCAAUGAAACUAAGCAGCAGGUCUUCACGGAAGAGGAGUUACUUAUUGCGUCUCCAGUCGUGCUUGGUUUCGCCUUCUCGGAGAAACUUUGGCUCGAGUUUUCUCUGUCCGGCAUCGAUGAGAUCAAGUGGAAUGCUGAGGCCUUUGACAAACUUGUCUUACCCAGUCGCAUCAAGCAGAAUCUCAAAGGCCUAGUCUCCUCCCAUUGCUUCAACGCCGCGAAGACGAUCGACGACGUGAUCCAAGGCAAGGGCAAAGGUCUCAACGUCGUCCUCCAUGGACCACCUGGUGUGGGAAAGACCUUGACUGGUGAAUCUAUCGCCGAGUACCUGAAGUGUCCGCUCUAUGCUGUCUCGGCCGGCGAACUAGGCACCAACAGCCGCUCACUCGAAACCGAUCUCAAUCGCAUAAUGGACAUUACGCACUCCUGGGGCGCUAUCCUCCUCCUCGACGAAGCAGAUGUCUUCCUCGAAGCGCGUCAACCCCACGAUAUCCAUCGUAAUAGCCUUGUGUCCGUCUUUUUGCGUUUGACGGAGUACUACCAAGGCAUCCUCUUUUUGACGACGAACCGUGUAGAGACGUUCGAUGAAGCGUUCCAGAGUAGGAUUCACAUGGGUAUCCGGUAUGAGAAUCUGCAAGCCAAGGCGAGGAAGAAGAUCUGGGAACAUCAUAUCGGCAAGGUGGAGCAGAUGGGUCGAGAAGCUGAGACGGAAAAGACGAGGAAGAAGAAGAGCAAGAACAGUAUGAAAGAGGGUGGGGAGGUGAAGGUGAAGGUAGAAAAUAUCGAGGAAGUGAUGAAGCCGUUUACCGAGGCGGACUUUGAUGAGUUGAGCAAGCGAAACAUGAAUGGACGACAGAUCAAGAAUACGGUCAAGACGUCACAGUCUAUCGCUCUCGCCGAGAAGUCGGUCUUCAGCAUGGAGCACAUUAAGCGCGUGCUCGAGGUUGCUGAGGCGUUUGAAGACGACAUGCGCGGGGGUAAAGGCUAUCGCGAUGCCAUGAGGCAGUAUACUUGA